AUGGAUGAUUAUUUGGAUAUGGAUUAUAUGGAUGACAACUAUGAUUUUUUAAAUGGACUAGGCAGAGCACGGAAGACAUAUAAAAGAAAUAAUUAUAUAAAUAUUGACCCUAUUAAGUUUUACUCGGACAGUGAGUUUUGUAGGAGGUUCAGAUUAACCAAACAUGUAUUUUUAAAUAUUUUGAUGCCUAUGAUAUUUACUGAACAAGAACGUAGAAUCCAUACAGAUCUGAGAGGAUUACCUGUGAACAAAAUGUGGAAAGUUCUGAUAGCAUUAAGGUUUUAUGCGACUGGAUGCUACCAAUUGGUUAAUGGGGAUAUGUUUGAGUUAAGUCAGUCAACUAUCAGCCGAAUUAUAAAAGAUGUCUCUUUGAGAAUAGCAAAAAAUUUAAGGACUUGGGUUAAAUUUCCUUUACCUAAUCAAGUAGAAAUUAUUCAACAAAAAUUUUACCAAAUAUCUAAAUUUCCGGGAGUUACAAUGGCUAUGGAUUGCACACAUAUACCCAUUAGUAGUCCAGGAGGUGAACAAGCGGAAUAUUUUCGGAAUAGAAAAGGAUGGAUGUCAUUCAACGUUCAGCUAAUAGUAGGACCUGAUAUGGAAAUUUUUGAUGUUGUGGCCAGAUGGCCUGGAUCUGUGCAUGAUUCAAGAAUUUUUCAAAAUAGUAGAGCAUUAGAAUUAAUGGAAAACGGGUAA
Messenger RNA from Aphis gossypii (cotton aphid), 693 nucleotides. RefSeq names its product putative nuclease HARBI1. Bases 1 to 693 code for a protein of 230 amino acids. The transcript has 2 exons. NCBI's taxonomy places the organism in Eukaryota, Metazoa, Arthropoda, Insecta, Hemiptera, Aphididae. The record is from RefSeq and is a predicted model, not a curated record.